AUGCCCGGAAAACACAAGGACGGUAAACAUAAACCAAAGGGGGCCAAAGGUCGAAAGGGGGAGAAAUCGUCUAAGAAAGGUCAAGAGAAAGGGAAGAAGGAUGGCGAUCGUAAAGAAAAAGAUGACGUCGGCGAGUCAUCUCACGCUGAAGGAGGUAAUAUCGACCAUAUUGAUCCUGACAAGCCAUUAAGUAAGAAGGAGAAACGCAGAUUAAAGAAAGAGGAGAAAAUGGAGAAGGAGAAAAAGGAGACUUCAAAUGACCCCACGCAGUCAACCGGUUCCCCAAAUGAGUUGAAUGAGAAAACAAAUGUGGCUUUGGGACAGACCAGUACCAAUUCUGAGAGCGUGGGUGAUGUUCCUUUGUCUUCACGUGAAGAUAAUUCAGAUCAAUAUCCCACCAUCGACGAUAGCGCGACUUCUGGUGAUACAUCGAGCAAUUGUGAUAAGCAGAGUACAAAUCAACAUAGACAACAAGGAUCAGAUGACGACAAAUUGAAAGCAAAAGGAGCAAGCAACAGGGGGUCCACUGCGAAAUCGAGCGAUGCCAAAUCAAAAGAGGUAUUGAUUCAGCAUAAAAAGUCGUUUUUUAAAUAUACUAUAGUAAUAUACUACUUCAUAUAUUAUUAACACUCAUUAGAAACAGUCAUAUACAUAUACCCCAUUUUGCAUGUUGAUACAUUAAACGUGAUCUCAGUGGUGUAAUGGUAAAUUAGAAUUCGUUUUGUACAACCAUGCAUGGAUUGUAAAAUAACUGGAUAGGAAACUUCCUGACAUCACAGUCUAGAGCUGGUUGCAAUCUGUGACGUCGUCACGCGCAUUGCCAAAGUUUUCAGCAUUGUUGUUGUUUCGCUAUAUUUUCCGCUUUAAAAGAGUAAAAUUGAGGCAUAAACUGGUCUAAUUGUUUUAAAACCAUGCCUAAGCCACGACAAAGUAUUCAAGGAAAAUGUUUUUCGUCUUUGUUUUGUAUUUUUUACAUUUGUAGCUACGAAAUUGGCGUCGCCAAUUUUAACGAAAUUUGCAAUGCAUUUUUCACUGUUUAGUGCUUGAAAUAUUUGCUAAAACUGACUGGAAAUACUUAGAGAUUUCAUCGUAGAAUGGCGUAGUUAUAUUUAUUUGCUUUUUGACUAAAAUGUUUAGCUGUAUUAUUGCUAAACAUGCCGUUUUUGAGAAUUUGGUUUGCAACUAGGUUUCAACAUCUAAUCACGCCAUCAGCCCAUUGAAAACAUUAGGUCACGUCAGCUAGUUUCCUAUCCAUUUAUUUUAUUAUCCAUGGUACAACUGAGUGAAAGUUUAGUUUUGACCCCAACGUUUCUAUCCAUGCAAUGUGAUUAAUAAUUUAAAGUGGCUAAUUAAUUAACUGGGAGAAUCAGUUGGUGUUAUAUUGUUUCAUGUGCCACUAACCCCAAAUAUGAUUUUUUUUGUAUGUGUAAUUAAUAUUUGGGUUAUUCUACGAAAAAAUUAUAUAAUUUUAUUUUUUCCCGGUCCGUAAUCCCAGGUCCGUAACGUAAAUGGAGCCUUCUGAUUGGACCUCUCGUACACGUUACGGAAUACGGACCUCGAUCUCGCGUUUCGUGCCAAAAUAAAACCGAGGAGUAAAAACAAUUUUCAAACUGAAAAAAUUAUCUAAAAAGUUGAAAAACCCUCCAUACAAAUCGAUACUAAAGAUAGAAAAAUAAGCUGAAAUGACUUCAAUGGAUUUAGUGUCAGCCCGAAAUGUACCUUUUUUCCGAUCUAAAUGCGAAAAAAACAAGUAUAUCUUUGACAUAUAAGUAUAGAAAAAUCAGUGCUAAAUGUUUAGUUUCAAAAGUUCAGCAUAUAUUCAGCUAUACUUAAAAAAUAUACGUUAAAAUAUAAAUACUGGAAUCAAGAACUUAUCCUGAAACAAAAAAUGUAACAAAUACCUUAAAAUGCUUGUCACAAAAUUUUUUUCAUUUCUGAAUAGAGGAUAGAAAGUUAGUUAAUUAACAAGUUCUUUUACAGAUUUUGGUUUUCUCUUUUUAUUCGCGAGAUAUAGGCCUAGGCAUUCAAAUGGUAUUUUUUAGGGAAAAAGUUGCGAAUCACGAAAAGUCUGGGACGAGCGUGCUGUGACGUAGUUAAGGAAUAAAAUUGCAAUGCGCUUUAUGUAUUUACUAUAUUUUUAAUACGUAGGGCAGUAGUUCCGAUUCGGAAAGCAUCCAUAGCUCUCAAUGUGGCUCAGAAUAUAACUAUAUUCUUGGGUAUAAUAUAGAAGAUGAGUUAAAUUAUGAUACUCAUAAUGAAUUUGGUACUCUAGAAGUAGCGGAUAAAACUAGUUCAGGCGACUACGAUGCUUGUCCUUACACCGAUGAGCCUUUAAUGGAGGAAGAAUAGUUUUCGCAAUAUCUCUAAAAAUCUACUGAACAAAAAAGACAAACCGAAAUAUUACAGCAAAGAUUAGACGGCCUUGAGAUUGUUAAAUCAUGGUAAAUACCUCCAUUCUUCAAUUUUGCGAUUUUAGCGUCAAAAUAUAUGAUGAAAUUGAAAAAAUGAUGGAUGACUUUUUGGAAUUGAUGCCGGAUGACUUCUAAGGGUUUUUGGUCAGAUUCUACUGUGGCUGGCCGGCCAAAUGUGUACUGGUGAAAACGCUCGAAAUCCCGGAAAUUAUCGCUAAUAAUUCCUUUUCUAUCUGAACGUAUUGUUUGUCUGAAUGUGUUGAUGCUUGGCUUGCCAGUGCUACAGGCUUUCCUUCUUGGAUGAGUGGGGGCCCCAGGCCAUGAUCGCUAGCAUCAUACUAUAAUAUCAGGGGUUUGACUGACUCAUAGUAUUUCAGGACUGGUGGUUCGGUGGUCAACUUCUUAGGACAUUUUAAUGAAAGUGGCAUCUUCGGUUCUACAUGUAUUCUGCAGACUUCACCCAUGUCAUUUGGUUGCUUCAUUACUAGGAUGGCUUGUACUUUCCCAGGACCUUUAAUAACAGUAAGCCAUGGGCAUUGAAGAACGUUUAUAACAUCGACGAAUAUUCAAGACGAAGAAGCGAAUUUUGUAAAUCCCCCAAGAUCGAGUGAACAACAGCGGCGACAACAGUGUCGCAACUGUGGAUUAUCUUGGCCUCAUCGUGACGCACCUUGUCCUGCUAAAGGACAAACAUGUCGAAAAUGUAAUAAACAAAACCAUUACACCCGAGUUUGUCGCAGCAGCGUACCAUCGACAAGGAAACCUAUGUACUAAUACAAGACCUAGACCUAUCCGCCCAGACAACAAUCAACACAAUAUUCAACAGGUUGGAUAUCAAGAAGACCACUAUUCGAAUAACCCUAGUAGCAGCAGCGAUGAUGAGCAUUUAUAUACAUGUGUCGACUCCAAAUUAACAAAAAUGCCUUCAACAAAAGUACAAAUAAACAAUGUACAUGUCAAAAUGAUCAUAGACACUGGGGCACCAAUUAACAUUAUUGACGAAAAUACUUUCGCCCUUAUCAACAAAUACAAACGUAUCUCAUUAAAACGAACACGUACUAAACUCUUUGCGUAUGGUUCAAAACAACAAUUACCAUUGAUUGGGAAAUUCGAAGCCACAAUCCAAACAAAAAAACGAAUGACUGCCUCUAUACUAUUCAUGUACUCAGAGGCAAUUCUGGCUCACUGUUAA
Paramuricea clavata is the source of this 3603-nucleotide messenger RNA. The record is from the annotation of a GenBank genome assembly. NCBI's taxonomy places the organism in Eukaryota, Metazoa, Cnidaria, Anthozoa, Malacalcyonacea, Plexauridae.